Lactuca virosa is the source of this 819-nucleotide messenger RNA. The record is from the annotation of a GenBank genome assembly. NCBI's taxonomy places the organism in Eukaryota, Viridiplantae, Streptophyta, Magnoliopsida, Asterales, Asteraceae.
AUGAGCUGGAGUUGGAGGAAUUUAUUGAAGAUUAGACCUUUUCUUCGGGAUUCUUUUUAUUCUCAGAUUGGAAAUGGUGAAGGAACAUUUAUGUGGUUUGAUAAUUGGCAUCAGUUAGGACCUUUGAGUUAUGUUCUAUCUCAUAGGGAAAUAGCUAAUGCUGGAUUUAAUAUUCGGGAUAAAGUUAGUAAUGUGAUUACUCAUGAUAAUUGGAAUUGGCCGGAGGAUUGGUUAGAUUUGAUUCCUCAGCUGGGUGAGUAUCAAUUACCUAGGCUUGUGAGUGAUAAAAAGGAUGUGGUGCUUUGGAUGAAUGGGAAGAAAGAGCUUGUUCCUUUUGCUGUUAAUCAAGUUUCUUCUUCAUUAGUUAAUCAAGGAACUAAAGUUGACUGGCAUGAUCUUGUUUGGUUUCAGAACAGAAUUCCUAAUCACUGUUUUAUUCUUUGGUUGGCUGUGCUUGGAAGACUUAGAACUCAAGACAGAAUGAAGAGAUGGAAGGAUUCUAAUGAUUUCAACUGUGCUUUCUGUAAUGGACAAGUUGAUUCUCAUUGUCACUUAUUUUUUGAGUGUAAUUUCCCUUUGGAAGUUUGGAUGAUGGUCAAAGAGCAAACUAAAAUCAAGCAUAGACCUGGGAAUUGGUUUGAGGUUAUUCAGGAACUUCAAUUUUCCCUCAAAAUGAAGACUAUUGGGAAUUUUAUCAAGAAAUGUGCUUUGGCUGCUACAGUUUAUCAUAUUUGGAGUGAGAGGAACAAAAGAUAUUUGGGAGAGAGACUAAUUCUGUUGAAUUUGUUGUUCAAAGAAUUAUGGAGGAUAUUAGAAUGA